UGUAUAUCUUUUCCUUAUUUUUUUCAUUUCUGACACAUAAAAUAAUAAUUCUUUUCAAUAAAGAUUAUGCUUUUUGGUGAAGUGGGUUCUUCUGCCAUAGUAAGCAAUCUAAAAGAAAAAAUAUAAAGAUUUGGUGUUUUGAUUCUUCCAAUCUAUUUUUCUCUUUCUCUCUCAAGUCUCUAUCCAUCAGAAACCAAAUUAUCUGGAAACUGAGUCUUGUUUUCUGCUCAUUCCUUUCUCUCUGUUUCAACAAUGAGGAGCAGUACUAUAGUUAUGAUGAUGAGAAGAUCCUUGGUUUAUCUCUUGGGAUUUUUAUACCUUCUCACAUCUGUAAACGGUUUGCUUUCUUCUAAUGGAGUUAACUUUGAAGUGCAAGCUUUGAUGGACAUAAAAGCUUCAUUACAUGACCCUCAUGGUGUUCUUGAUAGCUGGGAUAGAGAUGCUGUCGAUCCUUGUAGUUGGACAAUGGUCACUUGUUCUUCAGAAAACUUUGUCAUUGGCUUGGGCACACCUAGUCAGAACUUAUCUGGUACACUAUCUCCAAGCAUUACCAACUUAACAAAUCUUCGGAUAGUGCUGUUACAGAACAACAACAUAACAGGAAAAAUACCUUCUGAGUUUGGUCGGCUUACAAGGCUUGAGACUCUUGAUCUCUCUGAUAACUUCUUCCUCGGUGAAGUUCCUUUUUCACUAGGCUAUCUUCGAAGCUUGCAAUACAUGAGACUUAACAACAACUCUCUCUCCGGAGUUAUUCCUCUGUCACUAUCCAAUAUGACUCAGCUCGCCUUACUUGAUUUAUCAUACAACAAUCUUAGUGCUCCAGUCCCAAGAUUUGCUGCAAAGACCUUUAGCAUCGUUGGGAACCCACUGAUAUGUCCUACGGGUAAGGAACCAGACUGCAAUGGAACUACAUUGAUACCAAUGUCCAUGAACUUGAAUGAUACUGGAGCUCCUUUAUACACCGGUAGAUCUAAGAACCACAAAAUGGCAAUAGCCGUAGGAGCUAGCGUUGGGACUGUAUCAAUGAUCUUCAUAGCUGUUGGGCUGUUUCUCUGGUGGAGACAAAGAAACAACCAGAACACAUUCUUUGAUGUUAAAGAUGGGCAUUAUCAUGAGGAAGUUUCACUUGGAAACCUGAGGAGGUUCGGCUUCAGGGAGCUUCAGAUUGCGACGAAUAACUUUAGCAGUAAGAACUUAUUGGGGAAAGGUGGCUAUGGGAAUGUAUACAAAGGUAUACUUGGAGACAACACCGUGGUUGCGGUGAAAAGGCUUAAAGAUGGAAAUGCAUUAGGAGGAGAGAUUCAGUUUCAGACAGAAGUCGAAAUGAUCAGUUUAGCUGUUCACAGAAACCUCUUAAGACUCUAUGGCUUCUGCAUCACGCAAGCUGAGAAGCUUCUUGUUUAUCCUUACAUGUCUAAUGGAAGUGUUGCAUCUAGAAUGAAAGCCAAACCAGUUCUUGAUUGGAGCAUUAGGAAGAAGAUAGCUAUAGGAGCUGCAAGAGGGCUUGUGUAUCUCCAUGAGCAAUGUGAUCCCAAGAUUAUCCACCGUGAUGUCAAAGCAGCUAAUAUACUUCUUGAUGACUACUGUGAAGCUGUGGUCGGUGACUUUGGUUUGGCUAAGCUCUUGGAUCACCAAGAUUCUCAUGUCACAACUGCCGUGAGAGGCACGGUUGGUCACAUAGCUCCUGAGUAUCUCUCAACUGGUCAGUCCUCUGAGAAAACCGAUGUUUUCGGGUUUGGGAUUCUUCUCCUUGAGCUUGUAACAGGCCAAAGAGCUCUUGAGUUUGGUAAAGCGGCUAACCAGAAAGGCGCAAUGCUUGAGUGGGUGAAAAAGAUACAUCAAGAGAAGAAUCUUGAGGUGCUUGUGGAUAAACAGUUGCUGAAGAAUAAGAGCUAUGAUGAGAUUGAGUUGGAAGAAAUGGUGAGAGUGGCUUUGUUGUGCACACAGUAUCUGCCUGGACAUAGACCGAAAAUGUCUGAAGUUGUUAGAAUGCUGGAAGGUGAUGGACUUGCUGAGAGAUGGGAAGCUUCUCAGAGAUCAGAUAGUGGUUCAAAAUAUAGCAACAGGGUAAAUGAGUUGAUGUCAUCUUCAGAUAGAUACUCUGAUCUUACUGAUGACUCUACUUUACUUGCGCAAGCAAUGGAGCUCUCUGGUCCUAGAUGAAAUCUUAAGAAGAAGAAGAAGAACAUGUUUUUGUUUCUUGAAUCUUGAAGGACUCUUGUUCCUUUUUGUUGUUGUAUAAUAUAGAGUUUUUUUUGGGGGAAUGGUUUGUAUCUGUAAUUGUAUAGGCGUGUUAUGUAAGAAAUUUUAUUUACCGUACUUAAGAGUUAGAUUCGAUUUACCUUA
Brassica rapa (field mustard) is the source of this 2346-nucleotide messenger RNA. RefSeq names its product protein NSP-INTERACTING KINASE 1. Gene Ontology annotation, molecular function: protein kinase activity; ATP binding; protein binding. Lineage: Eukaryota; Viridiplantae; Streptophyta; Magnoliopsida; Brassicales; Brassicaceae. Gene Ontology annotation, biological process: protein phosphorylation. The record is from RefSeq and is a predicted model, not a curated record.